CCAAAAAGUUCAAUUUUGGUCUCGUCACUCCAAAUUACCUUGUUCCAGAAGUUUUGAGGCUUGUCUCUGUGCUGUUUGGCGUAUUGUAGGCGAGAUACUUUGUGGCAUUUGCUUGGUUUUAACAGAGCCCCUGAUUUUCCAUUUGUUAAUCACAGUUUGAACACUGCUGACUGGCAUUAUCAAUUCCUUGGAUAUCUUUUUGUAUCCCUUUCCUGUUUUAUACAGUUCAAGUACCUUUUCCCGUAGAUCCGUUGGCAAUUCUUUUGCUUUCCCCAUGACUCAGAAUCCAGAAACGUCAGUGGCUGGAUGAAAGAUGCAAGAGUCUGUCUGGAUCCCAGAAACUCACUCAGCUUUUAUGCACACACACUGAUUACAAGCAAACAGAUCACAGGCUGAGUGUGGCGAGGGAGAGCCAUGCCACUGUUGAAGAGGAACAUCGAGCCCCGGCACCUGUGCCGUGGUUCGCUGCCCGAGGGCAUCGGUAGUGAGCUAGAGUGUGUCAUGAACAACACACUCUCUGCCAUCAUCCGCCAGCUCAGCAGUCUCAGUAAGCAUGCGGAGGACAUAUUUGGCGAGCUGUUCCAUGAAGCCAACGCAUUUUAUCUGCGAGCGAACUCCCUGCAGGAUCGCAUCGAUCGGCUCGCCGUCAAGGUCACUCAGCUGGACUCGACCGUAGAGGAGGUCUCUCUGCAGGAUAUUAACAUGAGGAAGGCCUUUAAGAGCUCGACAGUACAGGACCAGCAGGUGGUGUCCAAGAGCAGCGUCCCAGUCCCUGUGAAAGAGAUGCACGAGCUGAGUGACCCGCCUCCGCCCCUCAACAUCCUCACGCCCUACAGGGACGAUAAUAAGGAAGGGCUGAAAUUUUACACUGACCCGUCGUACUUCUUUGACCUGUGGAAGGAGAAAAUGCUGCAGGACACGGAAGACAAGAGGAAAGAGAAACGCCGGCAGAAGGAGCAGAAGCGCUGUGUGGAUGGGACGCUGCAGAGAGAGGUGAAGAAGGUGCGAAAGGCUCGUAACCGGCGUCAGGAGUGGAACAUGAUGGCCUUUGAUAAGGAACUGAGGCCCGACCUACGGCACGGGCACACGGUGCACAGAGGAGGAUCGUCUGAGAGCUCCAUGUCUCCAGAAAACAGGUCUCGCGGCCUAGACCACCUGGACCACAGCUAUCUGACCAACCAUGCAGGCCACGCCCACACAUACUCUGGCCCUCCCCCAAGCAUGGCGGCUCUCUCAGCUCACACCCACAUGGGCAUAGAGCCGGACUACAGGACAGGGUCUGCAGCGUACCGCUCGGGCACACUGGGCCGUCCACACCAGGCCCCGCCCCCUCCUCCACUCACAGAAUGCAUGAACGGCUCCAUGCCCCUCCCACCAAUGGAAUACAGUAUGGAUUACAUGAACUCAGCCCCGCCCCCUCCACCCACAGCUCCUCUCAUUCCAUCAUCCCAAACUGCCUUUGCUAUGUCCCCCAUGGGCUCACCUCCAGGCCCACCCACUGUAAGCACAGGUUAUGUCCUGCCUGCUUCACCUGCCUCUGGACCCUCAGCUGCUCCUCCUCCACCAGGGCCACCACCUCCACCACCCAACACCACCCAACCCAUCACACCCAAACGGCCAGCUGUGCCCGCUGAAGCCCUGCCCACGAACGAUGCCCGCAGUGACCUGCUCGCAGCCAUACGCAUGGGUAUCCAGCUGAAGAAGGUGCAGGAGCAGCAGGAGCAGCAGGCAAAGCGGGAGCCGGUGGGGAACGACGUGGCCACCAUUCUGUCCCGCCGCAUCGCCGUGGAGUACAGCGACUCAGAGGAUGACUCUGAGUUAGAGGAUAACGACUGGUCUGACUAAAAACACACACUCACACUUGCUUUUACCGUAACACUGCAGUAUCUACAGUCCAGAGAUGUGCAGAAGCGCUCAAAAGUUUGGACUUGAUUGAACGUGUUCAUGAUCAGUUUGAUCAAAAGGCUUAUUCUUGAAAGUUGUUUCUAAGACUCGGUGUGAAAAGGAAUUUUAUUUCGCAGGAAAAGCAGUCGAGUGAUUUCAAAAUGUAACGACAUGACUGACUGCUCAAGAAGCUGAAUGCCUGAGUGGUUUUGUGCCUUCGUAUUGAUCACGAGUUGUAUGAAAAAUAACGCAGGGUGACGGUAGAGUUGGAGUUGAAGUGAGUCCACGUCACCCUUGGUCUUUUGAAUUAGUUUUCCAUGAGCUCAGGGGCAGGUUUCCCGAUAACGUUGCCCUUUAGGGAUAAAGAGAGAGUUGAGAGACGCUCUUCCGCAACGAACGUUAUCUUUGUACAUGGUUUUCCCAAACUCACUCGUCAGCAGGAGUCAUAAUAGCAACAUUACGAAAAGCUUCUUUGCAGCACGCGUCCCCAAUAUAGGCAUCAGUAGUGGCUAAAUCCAGUCGAUGAGGUCACAUGGUGUUCGUUUUUUACCAGAAAAAACAAUGAAGUGUUUAAAAUAUGUUAAAAGAUUGUAUUGU
Molecule: messenger RNA, 2481 nt
Organism: Neoarius graeffei (lesser salmon catfish)
Lineage: Eukaryota; Metazoa; Chordata; Actinopteri; Siluriformes; Ariidae
Gene: wasf3b
Product: WASP family member 3b
Exons: 9
Coding region: 415-1845 (476 amino acids)
Biological process (GO): actin cytoskeleton organization; positive regulation of Arp2/3 complex-mediated actin nucleation
Cellular component (GO): cytoskeleton
Molecular function (GO): actin binding; protein kinase A regulatory subunit binding; Arp2/3 complex binding
Source: RefSeq, a predicted model, not a curated record